CACUUUCUAGUGAACAUGUCUGUGAUGAUGGAAUCUAUCUUCUUGAGAAUGGUGAGGAUACUUUAAUAUAUUUUGGAAGCUCAGUGGAUUCAAGUAUCUUGCAACAACUUUUUGGCUUUACCUCAGUUGACGAAGUACCCACUCAGUUUGUGAUGCAGCAAUUUUCCAAUCCUUUAUCAAAGAACUUCAAUGAUGUAGUCAAUGUGAUUCGCCAACAAAGAUGCUCCUACCUUCGCUUCACAUUGUGCAAGAAGGGGGAUCCGUCAGGAAUGUUGUUCGUAUCUUGCAUGGUAGAAGACAAGAAUGCAAAUGGGCCAUCUUAUGUGGAGUUUCUUGUACAUAUUCAUCGGCAAAUCCAAAUGAAAAUGUCUUGAUAAGUUUCAAGCUUCCUCAACAACAGGUAUUCAAUUUUGAUUUGGGAUUUUGCAUGAAGAAGAAUCCGAGUGGCCUCCUACUCGGAGUUUCUUGUACAUAUAUUGUGCGGCGAUUGGAGGGAAAGUUUUACAGAAUGUUUUAUGCAUUUUACAGUUGGCUUCACAAGUAGUGAUGGCACUUGGAGAUCAAAAGCUGCACACAAACAUUGUAAUUUCAUAUCUUAUAUCAAUUAUUUAUUUCCUGAAACCCCAAUUUUGAGCUAAACAAACGUUCUUAAUUGUACCCAACUUUGGCGCUGAGGUACUUGAAUUACUAAUAAUGCAAUUAUUUUCGGUUUUUGUUA
This is a messenger RNA of Gossypium arboreum, 718 nucleotides long. RefSeq lists its product as uncharacterized. Bases 221 to 544 code for a protein of 107 amino acids. Lineage: Eukaryota; Viridiplantae; Streptophyta; Magnoliopsida; Malvales; Malvaceae. The transcript is spliced from 4 exons. The record is from RefSeq and is a predicted model, not a curated record.